ACCCACCCACCUUCUUCUUCUUCUUUCCCCCCCUACUCCUCAAAUGGACCAUUUCGCCCUCCAAACCCUCUCUCGAUGUCCGCCGACGCCGCCGUUUCUUCUUCCCCUCCGCCCGCCGCCGUUUCCCUCUCAACCAACAUCGCCACCAUCGGCCUCGGCUACGCCAUUGCCAUCGCCUUCGGCUUCCUCGUCCUCUUCUCCACCGUCCUCCUAGCCUCCUACAUCUGCUGCCGCUCCGCCGCCGUCCGCCGCCGCCGCCUCGAUGUCGAGGCCGACCACCGCAACCCCAUCCCCAACAACAACGGGGUGUACCUCCCCCGCAUAAUCUUCUCGGCCGAAGAAGAGGACGACGACGGCGCUUCCGAGCACGGCGGCUCCGUCGGCCUCGACCCAGCGGUGAUCAACUCCUACCCCAAACUGGUCUAUUCUAAGAGGAGCGGGAUUCCCGGAAGCGACUCCACUUGCUCCAUAUGCCUGUGUGAGUACAAGGAUUCGGAGAUGCUGAGGAUGUUGCCUGAUUGCAGGCAUUACUUCCACGUCACCUGCGUCGAUGCCUGGCUGAAGCUCAACGCCUCCUGCCCCGUCUGCCGGAGUUCGCCCUUGCCGACGCCGCUGUCCACUCCGCUAUCGGAGGUGGUCCCCCUCUCUCAGUAUUCCGGUGGACGGCGGAGGCAAUGAUCAUUAUUUUUCUUACUAGUGUUGCACGGAUUUUUAUUAUUAUUACUCCGUAUUUACUAACUCCCUCUUACAAUUCAAAUCUCAUUUUCAUUUUGGAUUUUUUUAAAGUCAAAUUGUAACAUUUUUUUUAUUUUUCCAAAAUUAAAGUCUAAUGUUAACUUUUUUUUGCAAUCUAUAAUAAAAGAAGGGUUACAAU
This is a messenger RNA of Cuscuta campestris, 874 nucleotides long. NCBI's taxonomy places the organism in Eukaryota, Viridiplantae, Streptophyta, Magnoliopsida, Solanales, Convolvulaceae. The record is from the annotation of a GenBank genome assembly.